GUGCGUAAAAAGGCAGGCCGGGCACGCACGCAGCUGCACGCAGCGCUCCGCUGCUCACCUGAAACAGCGCACAGGACAGACAGACAGACAGACACGCAGGCAGGCAGGCAGACGGGCAGACAGACAGACAGACAGACAGGUGGGCGGGCAGGUACACAGAGAAGCGAAGCCGGAAGAACGAGCAGGUCGACCUGUCCCCGAUAGUCACUUUCCUCCACAGUAACUCCAGGCGUUUCCUAAAAUUACACAACUCUUCUUUUCUUUUCUUCUCCUUCUUCUUUAAAAAAAAACAAUUGUAUUAAUGAGAGACAUGACAGAGCCAGGAAAGAAGUGGAUCCUGAUCGCGGUGGAUGUUCUGUGUGUCUUUGUGGCCGCUCUGCCCUCGGCCAUCCUCACGCUGAUGUUCAGCCCGUACCAGAGAGGAAUCUACUGCGACGACGAGAGCAUCAGCUACCCCUACAGGAGGGACACCAUCUCCCACGGAGCAAUGGCCGCCGUCACCAUCACCUGCUCCAUCGUCAUCAUCACCACGGGAGAGGCCUACCUCGUGCACACGAAGCGCCUCCACUCCAACUCCCAGUUCAACCACUACCUGUCGGCGCUCUACAAGGUGGUCGGCACCUACCUGUUCGGGGCGGCCGUCAGCCAGUCGCUGACCGACCUCGCCAAGUUCACCAUCGGUCGCCCUCGUCCCAACUUCCUGGCCGUGUGCGGCCCGGUGGGCUGCAGCGGAUACGUGCUGCAGAUCAACUGCACCGGCUACCACCGCAACGUCACCGAAUCCAGGUUGUCGUUCUACUCCGGCCACUCGUCCUUCGGGAUGUACUGCAUGCUCUUUUUGUCGCUCUACGUGCAGGCCCGGAUGCAGGGCAAGUGGACGCGCCUGGUGCGACCCACCAUCCAGUUCUUCCUGGUCGCGUUUUCCUUCUACGUGGGUUACACGCGCGUGUCCGACUACAAGCACCACUGGAGCGACGUGGUGGUGGGGCUCCUGCAGGGGGCGCUCAUCGCCGUCCUCACCGUCCGAUACGUGUCGGACUUCUUCAAGCGGCGCCCCGCGCCGUGCACGGACCCGGCGGAGGAGAUCGAGCACCUGGAGCGCAAGCCGAGCCCGCAGCCCCCGGACCCGCAGCACGGAAACCACCACUACAGCUACUCCGGUCCCGUAUGAGCCGCGCGCGCGCGCGCGUGUGUGUGUGCGUGCGCAGCGGCCACCAGGAGACCCUCAUCCAGACCGGACCCAGAGAACCGGUCUACAGCUACUCCAACUCCCAGACCUGUUGGAACAGAAGCUCCACUGUGUGUGUGUGUGUGUGUGUGUGUGUGUGUGUGAAACGAGUUGUUCUGUUCAAUAGGGUGCAAUGAUAUAUACGGUUGUUUUUUUUGUGCUGCUUUUAUGAGACAAACAUUUCAGAUUUGUGGCGGAGACUUCAACUGAAAAGACCGCUAAAGAGAUCUGAAAAUAAAAAAUAAUAAAUACAAACAACACACCGGCCCAAAAGGAAAAUCCUUCUGACCUUGCAAAGAGUGACGCGACCUUGGAGACUGCAUGUGUUCUGUUAUAAGACUUUCUUUUUUUUACACUGGAGCUGAUCACACAUCUGCCUUCUCCUUCCACGUGUGUGUGUGUGUGUGUGUCUUUAGAUAUGUGCACGUGUAACGAUGGACUGCUUUAACAAUAUAUAUACGUGAUGUUCUUUGUAUAGCGCUAACAUUUUUAUAUUGUUUAUAACUUCUGUAUCUAAUAAAAAGUGUAGCUUUUUAAGAAUGCAUCACCACUACUCAUGCUGUGACAUUGUUCUGUUUGUUUUCUUCUUCUUUGGUGUUCACACACUUCCUCUCAAAGAAAAAGGACGGCCAGAGACGUAAACAAUAACUUUUAUUUGAAUUUCAAGUGUCUGUAAAACCACAAUUUCUCUUCCCGACCCGUCUCGCCCUUUUUUCUUUAAUUCCAUGUGUAACCUGUUUGUGAAACUGCACAUAAUGUACUCGUUUUUCUCCAUAAAUAUUAGCCAGCA
This is a messenger RNA of Cyclopterus lumpus (lumpfish), 2018 nucleotides long. It is a transcript of the gene plpp2a, whose product is annotated as phospholipid phosphatase 2a. Lineage: Eukaryota; Metazoa; Chordata; Actinopteri; Perciformes; Cyclopteridae. Gene Ontology annotation, biological process: phospholipid metabolic process; phospholipid dephosphorylation; signal transduction. The transcript has 6 exons. Gene Ontology annotation, molecular function: phosphatidate phosphatase activity. Bases 302 to 1171 code for a protein of 289 amino acids. The record is from RefSeq and is a predicted model, not a curated record.